This is a messenger RNA of Penicillium riverlandense, 2229 nucleotides long. RefSeq lists its product as uncharacterized. Gene Ontology annotation, cellular component: nucleus. The record is from RefSeq and is a predicted model, not a curated record. The transcript is spliced from 6 exons. Gene Ontology annotation, molecular function: zinc ion binding; transcription cis-regulatory region binding; DNA-binding transcription factor activity, RNA polymerase II-specific. NCBI's taxonomy places the organism in Eukaryota, Fungi, Ascomycota, Eurotiomycetes, Eurotiales, Aspergillaceae. Gene Ontology annotation, biological process: positive regulation of transcription by RNA polymerase II. The coding region runs from base 1 to 2229 and encodes 742 amino acids.
AUGCGAUCCCGAACUGGCUGUUUGACGUGCCGGACUCGCAAGCUGAAAUGUGACGAGCAAAAACCCCAGUGCUCCCAAUGCGCCAAAGGCGCGCGCGAAUGCCGGUGGGGUGAGGGUGUCGUGUUCCGUCAUCAACAGAAUGCCUCGAUGAACGAUGGGAGCGGGGACGGGAAUCUCAAGGGAUUCUACUCGUACAAGAACACAUUCCACAAGGACAGCGUGUGGCUCAGUAUCCCCAAAGAUGUCAUCUUCGUCGACAACUCCGAUCCCUACGCAGACGACCUCGAGGCCUCGCUCGCAGAACCAGGACAGAGCCAGCGUCGAUGGGGCAGCGUGACGACAGAUUCCCGACCGUCAGACGCAGAAACACACGGCCUGGAAGCCCUGUCUGCGGCGGUCGCGAGCCAUGAUCACCGUUUUCCGUAUUCGCCGUUAGACCACCACUCCGUCUCGGCAGAUAGUCCGUCGUAUCAUUCUCCGAAUCAGACCCGAGCCAUGCCUCCGCCGGCUUCGCCGUCCAUUUCGCUUCCCUCCAACAGCAGCACUACCAAUCAUAAUAGCAACAGUAACCUCAACUUCCUGCUCAACCCAUCGCAUUCGAUGUCGCCGCCGAUUGAUCCGAGUAUUGCUGAUCGUGCAAGUUCCACCUUGCCGUCGCGGCCGGCGGCAACGUCGCGGGGUAUUGCUGAGAAUGCUGGAGAGUCGGAUUUCGAGGUGGCCUUUCUGCUGCGGCAUUAUAGUGAAGUGCCGGGGUUAUGGAUGGAUUUGUUCGACCUAGGAACGUACUUCGCAUCAUACGUUCCCGCGAGAGCGCAGUCCAACCCUCUGCUCAAGUACGCGGCCUGCGCAUACGCCGCGAAACAACUGGGCCGAGUCAAAGGUGCCAAGACUGCCAUGGGUGGUGUAUGCUCACGGCAAGCCACGAUGGAAGUAUGGCCCGAAAAGAAGGAGGACUGGACCUGGUGCGGGGCCAAGUACUAUGAAAAGGCCAUUCAGCUGUUGAUGAAAGAGCUGCAACCAGACGCGGAGGGUCCGCCGCCUUUAAGCACACCCGAGGCAUUUGGGCAAUGGCAGGCGGCUGAACUUUGUGGAAACCCUGAAAACCCGCGUAAGCGCAGACGACGCGUCUCGAAUAGUAGGCUUUCUCAUGGGCGCCAUUCGGACGAGAUCCUGGCUGCCACGGCAAUCUUGUCGGUGUAUGAGUUUCUGGAUGCAACUGGUCCGGCGUGGAAUCGGCAUUUGAGUGGCGUCAAGUCGUUGCUGGAUGUCGCUGAAGUGGGCAUGAUGCCUCUUGAACAACUCGCGUCACCGGGGGAUAAGUCAUAUCAGCCGCAAAAGAAGUCUGGGCUUUCCAAAGCGAGAAAGGCGACGUUCUGGAAUUUUGCGAGACAAGAUUAUUUGGCUGCCUUUAUCAAUGAGAGCCGCACGAGACUGAACCCGGAUGAUCUCCUAUUGUGGACUGAAGCCGGGUUGCACAUCGACAGUAUGGGCUUUAUUUGUCCAAGCAACACCAAUGCAACUGGAUACCCCGAAGGCGACGACGUCAUGAAAGAGGACCUGAUCUGCAAUGCGCUCAUCUGGAUCGGGUCCAAGAUAGUCAACUUCAUCAGCGCGGGCGACAGCAUGCUGAGCGGCCAGUCCGCCCAGUCCGGUCCCCUCGGAGUCUCACAGCAAGUCCUCCUUGAGCGAUGGUACCGUCUAGAAAACGAGCUGGACAACUGGUACAACGGCCUCCCGGCAACAUUCCAACCCAGCGCACGAAUUGACCCCACGCGGGUUGCGAAACACAAGCCCAGCGAGGAACUAGAAGAUCUAGCCACGCUCCAGGAAAUAUGGUUCAGUCUGGCCAUGUGUGCAUCAAGCAUGCAGCAUUACCACAUGGCACGGAUUCUGCUGCUGAUCAAUAAACCGCACGAAUCCACCAGCCGCAGAGCCACGAUCACAAACAGACUCAAUUCGUACCGCUCCAUCGAAAAUGAGAUCCGUCUUCAUAGUCGUGAGAUUCUGGGGAUUGGCCUUGCUCGUCCGGAGGGCAGCGUGCGCAUUAAUUCGCUGCAGCCUCUCUUCGUGGCGGGCCAGUGCCUGACUGAUCCGCGCGAGCGGAGGACGACCAUCCGGCUGUUACGCGCUAUCGACGCUGAUCUGGGCUGGGCGACUGAGUAUCGUGUCAAGCAGCUGCUCAAGGAAUGGGGCUGGAACGAGGGGGUGUCUCAUUUGUCCGAGACAUGA